Molecule: messenger RNA, 240 nt
Organism: Spirometra erinaceieuropaei
Lineage: Eukaryota; Metazoa; Platyhelminthes; Cestoda; Diphyllobothriidea; Diphyllobothriidae
Source: the annotation of a GenBank genome assembly
AUGCCUCAUCUGCUUACAAUGUCCCAGGACAUUCGGAUACUGGAUGGGUUUAAUCGCCAACAUAUGCACAUGCACGACAUCGAGAUUCAACAAAAUGUCAGCAUGGCAAAACUAUCUCCUACACCUGAAGUCCACUCUACCACCAACAGUUCCAACUCCUACUACUACUACUACUACUACUACUACUACUACUACUACUACUACUACUACUACUACUACUACUACUACUACUACUACUAG